This is a messenger RNA of Oryzias latipes (Japanese medaka), 2796 nucleotides long. RefSeq lists its product as uncharacterized. The record is from RefSeq and is a predicted model, not a curated record. Lineage: Eukaryota; Metazoa; Chordata; Actinopteri; Beloniformes; Adrianichthyidae.
UUACAAUAAUCUAUAUUUUUAUAUACUGUAUGGAUUUCGAAUUCUCACUCUAUACGUUAUUAAUAUUCUCUGGUUUGAAAAUGUUCAUAACAUGUAUGUUACCCCAAUUUUAUCACAUGGUACGUUCCAAAAUCAAAAAGCGCGAGAAAGGUCCACAUUCCCGGUGCCAUGGAUGGAGAUGAAAGAACGUUUUUUUUAAAUAUGGAUCCUACAACUACAGCAAUAUUUAAAGCUGCCAAUAUUAUCACGGACAUGCUUCCCAGUCUGUCUGAAGAGGACUUGCUUGAUCUCUUUCCUGGGCCAGAGCCCUUUUUCAGAAGGAGAGCCAUUUGGAGAAUGGCACAUGUUGAAAAUGAGGGUGAAGAGUCAGACCAGGUCCAACCAGGCACCUCCUCUGGACUUUGCGAUGCCAGCACUAUUUCAUCUGGAACAAACCCUGUUUCAAGCCUGUCUUCAUCCUCCAUCAUUAACCCAUCUUCAAACUCAAGAGACCAACAUGGCAUCAGCAGAACUGUUCAGCUUGAAUCUGUCAAGAAGCAGCUUUUGAAAAGGGUCCAGAAUGUGAAUCCUACCAAAAAGAAACAGGGAGCAACUCCAUUAAGAAAGAGGCGCCGGGACAUACGUCUUGGUAGCAGCAGCAGUCAGGAGACAUUUGCUGAUGACACAGAGUCAAGUGGCUCUACUUUGAUCUUGGAAAGAUCACCCCCAGAAUCAAGAAGCAGUCCAGAGGCUACGGAGAUGGCUGAAGAGUGUGAAAAACCUGACAGCCGACAGAACCAGGCAAGACAUAACAAAGUUCUGCAGGAGCUUUACAAGUCUAGGCCCACACCCAACAAAAAGGAUGUAGCCCAGCUGCUGGACCUUGAAUACCAAUCGAGACGGGUUUACAUUGACCCUGAUGUUAUGAAGGAAAAGGACAGAACCACCAAAAUUCUUCAGGCAUAUCCCUGCUUCAGAGAUCUAGAUCAUAUGUGCAUCGGAGCCUCAAUCAAGGAAAGCCCCCCAUCAUUCCUGAACUCAAGAAUCGCUGCAAAAGUUUUCAAAAAAAUGAUGAGGCCUCCAAAGGGACAUAAAGUAAAUCAAACGAUUGCCUUGAUGAAGGCUUUGCCAGACAUGUUCCCAUCACCUGUCGCUUCAUCCAAGAAGUUAGAACAGUCGAGUGAGGUGAUGCUUCACAUCCUAGAGUCUGCAGAACACCCCAACACCUUUCUUCAAUCAAGACCUCUCCUGAGUCCCGUGGUGAUAGUCUUUGAAACAAACUGCAUAGUAGCCAUUGGAACCAUGCCUGUGCUGAUCUUCCCAAAGGAGGACAUAUCUGAUAGUGUGAUGUAUAUCAUGGCAUGUUACUACACCUUUCAUCUGACGUAUUCCAAGUGCAACACUCCUAUCUGUGCCGCAGACAUAAGUUCUUAUGGACACUAUCCAUGCUCAAGACAUGACUUCCUCUUACAAAGAAGCUAUUGCAGAGUGGAAAAAGUUUUUUACUGAGUAGACUUCGACUAUAUUACAAUGUAACUGUGUUGAAAUGUGGCCUGUUUGGCAUUUCACAGUAUCAAUUUAAACUUUCCUGUGUGAUACUCAUUUUAUGCUAUUUACAGCCCUGUUUGUAGUCAUCAUAUGUCUGUCUUUCAACCUAGACAAGCAAUAAGCAUGUUUCUUUCCAUUCAUGUGCUUCUCUACAGUAAAGCAGUUAAAAGGAGCUGGAUUCAUAUCGUCAUUUAAACACAUUUGCGACAUUUUUAUGGUCAAUAUAAAUGCAGGUAUUUUGCCUUAUUUCAAGAAUUUCAAGUAAAUUAUUAUGUAUAAUGAGAAAAGAAUAGUGUUAACUGUUCCCUUAGUAUUCAGAAAAGUACUAUAGUUUUUUGUAGUAUAUUUGGAUGGUUUCAAGAAAUGCAUCCCUAGUGGUUUGGAUAAUUUCAAGAAAACCUUUCUAGCAAAAUCUUAAUUAAAGAAUAUUUUUUUAACAUUUUGAGAAAAAUAAUCUUAUAAAUUCUAUUUAUAUCAGUAGAAAGUUGCUUGAUAUUAGUAAAAAUAUACAAAUUUUAAGAUAUAUGUGAAUCCUAUGAGGUUAGAUUUUUUUUCUUGUUUUGAAAAGUCUAGAUAAGCCACAUUUUCUUGUUCUGUUGGCAGAUAAUUUUUCUUAUUUUAAGUUAUAUUUACCUUAUUUUUGUACUUUUUUUUCUUGUUUUUUAAAGCAGACUUUUUGUAGUGUAAGGGGCAUGCUGUUGAAUGCUGUUUUCCUGUUUCUCUUUAUUUUUUCUUUUUGCCGUCUUACGGCUACAAUUUUUCACCUAUUUUAACCAUUCAACUAUUAAAAUGUUCAACUCCUUCGUCUAAUGCCUGGUAUGACUUUUAGUCCUUUAAAUCCUUCGACUUUUCAAAAGUGAAUACUUUCGUUCGUUUUUUCCACGUAAAAAACGUACUGCGGCAUGACAUCGUUUCAACUCGGCUUCUCCCAAUAAGCCGACACACGACGAGCCUCAUUUAUGUAAAUAAAUGAAUAAAUAAUGAAUUUCUUUAUACCGGCGGCUUAGUGAUGUCACAGAAGUGUUAGCCGCUGGUUAGUCGAGCUCGAUCUCGGUCAUUCUUGGUUGUGAUAUCCAAUCAAAUCACUUACUUGCAACCAAGAUUCGAACCUCUCCUCCAAUAAGCUGUUCUCUAGCGAACGACAUCUCGCCCAAGAGUAACCUAGAAUUACCCAAUCAGUUGCCACGAUGAAUGUCCGGGGCGAUGACAAAGGACUAACCAAUGAGAUGCAAGAAGAGAGAAGAGCGCUUGAAGAAAAAAAAAAAAAAA